Symbiodinium sp. CCMP2592 is the source of this 354-nucleotide messenger RNA. The record is from the annotation of a GenBank genome assembly. NCBI's taxonomy places the organism in Eukaryota, Dinophyceae, Suessiales, Symbiodiniaceae.
AUGGAGGCGAAGAGGCCGAUGGCAGCGUUUCACUUUGCACCCAUCAACGAGGCGCACACAGAGCUUGUCCGAGUCAAGGAGCUCAAGAAAGAGGAGCAGUGUCGAUUCCUCUCAAAGAGGGCCUUCCAGAGCCAGCAGGCGGCCAGUGCCGACUCAAGGCUGAAAGCUGCAGCGGAGGUGGCCUUAGCCCGUUCCGGCUCAGUUGAGCGGCAGGGCAACCCGUUUCAGAAUCCGAACACACACCGCUAUGCGAAGCCACAGAGGCAGCUGAAGCACCAGGUUCUACAAGGUGACGGGCGAGCCAAGAUGCUGUCUCGAGUCUUCCUCAACGGGGAAUGGACCUACUGUGCCUGA